GUGUUGUUGCGACCCUGCUGCCCCUCCCCUGGUCCCGGCGCCCUCCGAGGGCCCGGCUGGGCUGCUGCGGGGGCCCGGGAGGUUGAAGGCUAAGCAUGGGGAAGAGCUGCAAAGUGGUUGUGUGCGGCCAGGCAUCAGUGGGCAAAACUUCAAUCCUGGAGCAGCUCCUAUACGGGAACCACGUAGUGGGUUCUGAGAUGAUCGAGACACAGGAGGACAUCUACGUGGGCUCCAUUGAGACAGACCGGGGGGUGCGGGAGCAGGUGCGUUUCUAUGACACUCGGGGGCUCCGAGACGGGGCCGAGCUGCCCCGACACUGCUUCUCCUGCACUGAUGGCUACGUCCUGGUCUAUAGCACGGACAGCCGAGAGUCCUUUCAGCGUGUGGAGCUACUCAAGAAGGAGAUUGACAAAUCCAAAGACAAGAAGGAGGUCACCAUUGUGGUCCUCGGCAACAAGUGUGACCUACAGGAGCAGCGGCGUGUAGACCCAGACGUGGCUCAGCAUUGGGCCAAGUCGGAGAAGGUGAAGCUGUGGGAGGUGUCAGUGGCUGACCGCCGCUCCCUCCUGGAGCCCUUCGUCUACCUUGCCAGCAAGAUGACCCAGCCCCAGAGCAAGUCUGCCUUCCCCCUCAGCCGCAAGAACAAGGGCAGCGGCUCCUUGGAUGGCUGAAGAGCUGCCCUUCCUUCCUCACCCUCCUAGCCCCACACUAGCAUCUGGGGCUCUAGAAGAUGGGUUGAGAGCAAAGAGGGGGCAGGGGGGCUGGGUUAAGCAAGCUCUCCUUCCCUGUGAGCACAGGGAGCCCCCACUAGGCCAGGCCCAGGCCCCUUUUACUCCCUCUCAACUCUGGGAAGUGCAAAUAAUCAUGGUUAGCGCCCCCUUCUCCCCUCAACCCGCCCACCCUAUUCCUCUCCCCCUCCCCAGCUUUCAUGAUAUCUGCUCCACUGUCAGCCGGGGUAGUCGCAGGUCAGAGUCCCUUCCAUCUGCUCUGGACA
Galeopterus variegatus (Sunda flying lemur) is the source of this 994-nucleotide messenger RNA. It is a transcript of the gene NKIRAS2, whose product is annotated as NFKB inhibitor interacting Ras-like 2. The record is from RefSeq and is a predicted model, not a curated record. Gene Ontology annotation, biological process: canonical NF-kappaB signal transduction. NCBI's taxonomy places the organism in Eukaryota, Metazoa, Chordata, Mammalia, Dermoptera, Cynocephalidae. Gene Ontology annotation, molecular function: GTPase activity; GTP binding. The coding region runs from base 96 to 671 and encodes 191 amino acids. The transcript has 4 exons.